Molecule: messenger RNA, 657 nt
Organism: Aspergillus tanneri
Lineage: Eukaryota; Fungi; Ascomycota; Eurotiomycetes; Eurotiales; Aspergillaceae
Product: flavin-linked sulfhydryl oxidase
Exons: 2
Coding region: 1-657 (218 amino acids)
Cellular component (GO): mitochondrion
Molecular function (GO): flavin-dependent sulfhydryl oxidase activity; flavin adenine dinucleotide binding
Source: RefSeq, a predicted model, not a curated record
AUGGCAGACGUUCAUUCACAACAAAGCGAAGCGCAAUCCAAACCGCCUAGAUCUCUUUUCCCACAUCAAUUUGGCGCAGUUGCGAGCUCCUCAACCAACUCGAAAGACGAUGACUCGAAGACAAAACUACCCAGUGGUGUGGUUCUAGAUAAGGACGGAAAACCAUGUCGACUCUGCACCUCCGCCGCAUCCUGGCGCGCUUUAACCAAACAGGCCAAAGUCCAGGGAGCAUCAACCUCAACCAGCGAGCCCGUCGCAGAACCCUCCAGCUCCGAGUCCGCGCCAUCCCUCCAAACAACCCGAGAUGAAUGUCCCCCAGAUGUUGAAAAUUUAGGCCGGUCAACGUGGACCCUCCUUCAUUCCAUGACCGCCACAUACCCGGUCAAGGCGACGCAGGAACAGCAAAGUGAGAUGCGCACGUUCUUGAAGCUCUUCUCGCGCCUGUAUCCGUGCUGGGUUUGCGCGGAUGACUUUCGGACGUGGAUGGCUGAACCGAGUGGUCGUAAUGAGCCCCGAUUGGGCGGAAGAGCGGACUUUGGGACGUGGAUGUGUGAGGCGCAUAACGAGGUGAAUCGGAAAUUGGGGAAGAAGGAGUUCGAUUGUCGGUUUUGGGAGGAGAGGUGGAGGACGGGUUGGAAGGAUGGACGGUGUGAUUGA